Molecule: messenger RNA, 2066 nt
Organism: Haliotis rufescens (red abalone)
Lineage: Eukaryota; Metazoa; Mollusca; Gastropoda; Lepetellida; Haliotidae
Product: rhodopsin, G0-coupled-like
Exons: 6
Coding region: 150-1229 (359 amino acids)
Biological process (GO): G protein-coupled receptor signaling pathway
Cellular component (GO): membrane
Molecular function (GO): G protein-coupled receptor activity
Source: RefSeq, a predicted model, not a curated record
GAUCAUGUGACCAGCAGGAAAAAGGGGCUUGGCAUCACGGCGCUAUAUGGCAGUCGAAAUUUCACCUUUAAUCAAGCAACAGGUGUUAUCCGCCAGUAUCCUCCUUGGAGAAUCUACAGGACCGACCAAGACAGAAAGAGGAUGUGAUUAUGACGUCCAACGUCACAGAUGAUGCCGACUUCUACAGUGGACCGCUCAGCCAUCAAACCUACUUCAUCAUGGGCGUCUACUUGGCCAUCAUAGCUGUGGCAUCCUACAUAGGCAAUGGGCUGAUUCUCUUCCUCUUCAUGAAGAACAAGCUUUUCCGUCAAGCCCACAUCAACUUUUUCAUCGUCAACAUCGUCGUUUGCAACAUCGGGGAGUCCCUAAUGGGGUUCCCUUUCGGUGUUGCUUCCCAUUUCUCCUAUAGGUGGAAGUUCGGCGACAUCGGCUGCAGGUUCUACGGCUUCAUCUGCUUCGUGUGCUGCCUGGCCAGCAUGUGCACCUACGUCGCCAUCAGCGUCUACCGCUACAUCUCGAUCUGCAGACCAACGCUCCUAGGACGACUUCUGAACGGCCGUCGGAUUCCCUUGGUCCUGGUCGUGAUCUGGGUGUAUUCAUUGUUCUGGGCAACCAUUCCUUUUUUCGGGUGGGGAACAUACGCUCCAGAACCUUACAAAACCACCUGCAGUCUUGCCUGGACCGACCGGAGCCCCUCUUCUAUCUCUUACAUCAUCAGCGCCAUCAUCUUUGUCCUCAUCAUCCCCAUGACGAUCAUGAUUUUUGCCUACACCAAGAUUCUGAUAAGAACCUGCUCGCAGGUGUCGGGAGACGAUUGGCCUCAAGAAAACGUGCAACUGCCAACUGGACAUGCCAAACAUGGCGUUAACUACAUCCGGGACAUUGAAUCACGGACGACUACGGUUGUUUUCGUUACCGUGGCGUUGUAUGUGAUUGCCUGGUCCCCCUACACUAUCAUGUCCUUCUUGUCGGUGUGCGGGGUUCGAAUCCCGGUGGAGGUGACCCCCAUCCCCACAAUGUUCGCCAAGUCCAACUGUGCCUACAACCCCAUCAUCUAUUUCGUGGCCCACCGUCGAUUCCGCGCAUCGUUGAUGGAGUUGUUCGGCAUCUCAAGCUCCCUUGCUGCACCUGUAACCAAGGAUAUCAAGCCAUGCCAAGAAGAGAUGAUGGUCGUCAGGCGAAAUCAACCGGAAGUGGAGGAACCGUCCAGAACGUCUCAAAAUCGUUAAUGUCGUCAGUCCUCCUAGCCCUCUAUUGGCGUGGAACGAAUUUUCUAUUCAUCUCAUGUGUCCUCAUUCCGACUCGGUGUCUUUUGUCAGAUUCGUGAGGAUCGUUACUAUUUGCAUGGCAACCAUGCGUCAGAUUCACAAAGCGAUAGUUCAAAUCAUAUAGUGAGUGAGUGAGCUUGGUUUAACACGCAUUGAACAGUAUUCCAGUUAUAUCAUGUGUGUCAGCUUCAAGUGGGAGAAAAAGCCUGAAGUGAUGCAGGUCUCAGACGUUUACCACUUUGGUGAAACCAACGAGUCCGAGUAUGGCGCUGACAAACAUUAUCCAGGUGAACCCGGAAUUGAACCCACGAUCAUAGGUUCCUGGCGUGCCCAAGGGACGCAACUCGGCACAGGGAAUUGCAGCGCCUCAGACGACCCAUGCCCCUUUUAACCAUUUAGACAUAAUUACGUCCUUACAUCCUUAAUAUUUCUCUUUCAAAUAAAUAUGUUGUAUCAUUGUUUACCUUGCAAUUGUAUUAUUGUAGCUGUGGUUGUAUCAAUUUUUUUAUUUUUGUUUGUUUGUUGUUUAACGCUGCACUCAGCAAUAUUCCAGCUAUAUGACGGCAGUCUGUAAAUAAAUGAGUCGGGACUAGACAAUCCAGUGAUUGACAUCAUGAGCAUCGAUUCACGCAAUUGGGAUACGAUGACAUACAUCAACCAAGUCGGCCAACCUGACAACCGGAUCCGGUUAAUUGUCUCUUACGACAAGCAUAGUCGCCUUUUACAGCAAACAUGGGUCGUUGUCCAUAUAAUUGCAUGUCUCUUUCAUGUUCUGCAAAAUAAAUACCAAAAGCCUGA